CUCCAAAAUACAUCCCACGAUAAGAUAAGACCGAGAUAUAAUAACCACGUGCUCUCUAUUGAAAUCCCAAGCGCGUGGGUCAGAGUCUAUCGUAACCAAACCUCACACUUUGGUCAACGGCUCGAUUUAGAGAGAGAACAAGACUUAUUCAAGCUUUGAAGUUCGAACAUUAUGUCGAUGUUAAUGGCUGUGAAAACCACUUCGCUCUGUUGCAGCAGCUUAAACCUGACGGCUUCACCAACAUUCCGACGGAACCCACGAGCGGCGAGAUUGGUGAAUCCGACGGCGAGAAUCCAAACACGUAUUCAUCGUCUGAUCGAAGAACAAGGCAUUGUUCUUAUGCCUGGAUGCUACGAUGCCUUAUCGGCGGCUAUUGUGCAGCAAACCGGAUUUUCCGCUGGUUUUAUAUCCGGUUACGCCUUAUCCGCUUCUCUUCUGGGAAAACCCGAUUUCGGUUUGCUAACACCACCGGAGAUGGCUGCGACGGCAAGGUCGGUGUGUGCGUCAGCUCCAAAUAUACCAAUCAUUGCAGAUGCUGAUACCGGUGGUGGAAAUGCGCUUAACGUUCAAAGAACCAUAAAGGAUUUGAUUGCAGCAGGUGCUGCUGGUUGCUUCCUUGAGGACCAAGCAUGGCCAAAGAAGUGUGGUCAUAUGCGUGGUAAACAGGUGAUACCAGCAGAAGAACAUGCUGCAAAAAUAGCAUCAGCCAGAGACGCUAUCGGAGACUCUGACUUCUUUCUUGUUGCAAGAACAGAUGUGCGUGCUACUUCUGCAAAAUCAGGGCUUGAAGACGCUAUUGCACGGGUUAAUCUCUACAUGGAGGCGGGAGCUGAUGCUUCCUUUGUAGAGGCACCGAGAGACGACGAUGAGCUCAAGGAAAUCGGAAAACGCACAAAAGGUUAUAGAGUUUGCAACAUGAUUGAAGGAGGAGUCACACCAUUGCACACGCCUGAUGAGCUUAAAGAAAUGGGGUUUCACUUGAUCGUUCACCCGCUUACCGCACUUUAUGCAUCGGCGCGAGCUCUGGUCGAUGUUCUCAAGACUCUUAAAGAAAACGGAAGCACUCGAGAUCACUUGCAAAAGAUGGCUACUUUUGAGGAAUUCAAUAGUUUGGUUGAUUUAGAUUCAUGGUUUGAGCUCGAAGCUCGCUAUUCAAACCUCAGGAAUGCUCUUGGGACAACAAAAUCAUGAAGAUGCACACAACUUUUAUCUUUUUCUUUUUGAACUCUCUUUUGUUUGCUAUUUUUACAGACGAAUUUGAGCAAUGGCCUCUUCAAUAAAUUGUAAAGCGUAGU
Arabidopsis arenosa is the source of this 1295-nucleotide messenger RNA. Lineage: Eukaryota; Viridiplantae; Streptophyta; Magnoliopsida; Brassicales; Brassicaceae. The record is from the annotation of a GenBank genome assembly.